Alosa sapidissima (American shad) is the source of this 1898-nucleotide messenger RNA. RefSeq names its product dehydrogenase/reductase (SDR family) member 7Ca (gene dhrs7ca). The transcript has 8 exons. Gene Ontology annotation, cellular component: sarcoplasmic reticulum membrane. The record is from RefSeq and is a predicted model, not a curated record. Gene Ontology annotation, molecular function: all-trans-retinol dehydrogenase (NAD+) activity. NCBI's taxonomy places the organism in Eukaryota, Metazoa, Chordata, Actinopteri, Clupeiformes, Clupeidae. The coding region runs from base 210 to 1280 and encodes 356 amino acids. Gene Ontology annotation, biological process: regulation of release of sequestered calcium ion into cytosol by sarcoplasmic reticulum.
ACAUGGAACAUGACUGAGUCAGCUGUGUGCUAUUAAAAGACCCCCAGUCCCACAGCACUGCCCUGUGGGUCUAUUGCUGUCUGGAAAAUGGGCAGCUAGGGGGGAGAUUACGGGUGAAGGCAGCCCUGACUCCUGGACAUCAAGAAGAUUAAAUCUCCUGAAGCAGUACAAAUACAUUUAAGUUUCAAGGGUCCAGAACAGCUAUCAUAAUGGAGGAUGUUCUUUUGGGGAUGGAUUGGACCACUGUGCUGCUUGUGCCGGCGGUGGUCGUGGUAACAGCCGGGAUCUUUUACCUGUACAGCACGGUGCUCAGGUUAAUGUCCAAAACCACGGUGCGGAACAAAGUCGUGGUCAUUACAGACGCCUUGUCUGGACUAGGAAAUGAGUGUGCCAAGGUCUUUCACAAGGGAGGUGCCAGGUUGGUCCUCUGUGGGAAAAGCUGGGAGAAGCUAGAUACUCUCGCUGAGCAGCUGGCUAAUAACUGUGACCCCACUGUGACUUUCCCUUCCAAACUGGUACUGCUAGAUUUCAGUGACAUGGAGGAACUACCUGAUGUGAUCUCCGAGGUCUUGGAAUGCUACGGUUGCCUGGACGUUCUCAUCAUCAACGGCAGCAUGAAGGUGAAAGCUCCUGUGCAGGAUCUGUCUUUGGAGAUGGAUAAGGCCAUCAUGGACAUUAACUACUUUGGACCCAUUACUCUGGCCAAAGGUAUUUUACCAUCCAUGAUCUCCAGGAGGAGCGGACACAUUUUGCUAAUCAACAGCAUCCAGGGGAAGCUGGCACUGCCAUUCCGCACCACAUACGCUGCUUCCAAGCAUGCUGUGCAGGCUUUCUUUGACUGUCUGCGUGCCGAGGUUCAGGAGUAUGGCAUCUCUGUGAGCACCAUCAGCCACACCUUCAUCAGCUCUCCGCCCCCAACAGAAGAGACCCCCGUCCCAGCAGAGGAGACCCCCGUCCCAACAGAAGAGACCCCCGUCCCAACAGAAGAGACCCCCGUCCCAACAGAAGAGACCCCCGUCCCAGCAGAGGAGACCCCCGUCCCAGCAGAGGAGACCCCCGUCCCAGUAUCUUCCAGGAAAGCCUUUUCCCUUGGCAUUGCCCCUGAGCAUAUGGCCGCCGAGAUUGUGAAAACGUUGAGCACCAAGAAGAAAGAAGUUGUCCUGGCCCGCUCCAUUUCGAAAGCAGUGAUCUACGCCCGUGCAUUCUUUCCAAACUUCGUCUUCUCAGUGAUGGCCGCAGGAGUGCAGAACAGUGCUACCGCUUUGGACCAGGAUUUAUAACAUGGGCACAACAGAAGUCACAUGAGCCAUAUGAUAAAUGACCAGGGCUGUAAUGGAGGCUAAACGCAAGUAAAUGCAGUUUAUCCAACUCUGAAUUUUCCACCUAUCAAAAGAGUUUAUUCACCAAUUGCAACCUAUAACCUUCAAAAAUCACACUGUAUUAUCCACAUUCACAAUAUGUAGGCCUACUCUCAUCAACACUCUAGGAACCAUUUAAUACCACUGAUAUUGUUAUGAACAUUGGAGUUGGACAACCAACACCAUCAUCAAACAUGUUCUGAAUGCCUUGAUCUGAUCUGAUACAGCAUAUGGUACUGUCCACCUUACCGUGAUCACAGAAUUUAUAGUGUUCCCACCUCUUAUUUUACCACUACACUCCUGUAAAUGACAGAUUACACAGUGCUUGGACUUACAUCAGCUCCAAGGGCAGCAUGUUAACUGACUUUCUUAAGAUGUAUGAUGAAAAGUCAAGAGAGGUUCUAGUAUUGUGAGUUGAUGACAUGUUAUUGAGAGGUUUGGAUCAUAGACAUUGCAUAGGUAUUGUGGUGUUGACAUGAUUAAAAAAAUGGUAGGCCUAUUACUGAUAUUGAUACUGAUAUUACUGUAAUAAUAACAAUG